Messenger RNA from Symbiodinium sp. CCMP2456, 195 nucleotides. The record is from the annotation of a GenBank genome assembly. NCBI's taxonomy places the organism in Eukaryota, Dinophyceae, Suessiales, Symbiodiniaceae.
GAGUUCAAAGCACAGCAGCCGAAGUACGCUGCAGAGUGCUUGAACUACGAGAAUCUCUGGAAGGAUGUCUCGGAGACGUUCAAAGACGAGGAGGACGAGGAAGUGCAGACAACAUCCAAGUUGGAGGCAGAUCCCUCCACGAAGGACCCAUUCGAGCGUGCUCUGUGUAGGCUUCUCGUGCGGCUUGACGCUUGA